Messenger RNA from Leguminivora glycinivorella, 2331 nucleotides. RefSeq lists its product as uncharacterized. The record is from RefSeq and is a predicted model, not a curated record. Bases 30 to 1667 code for a protein of 545 amino acids. NCBI's taxonomy places the organism in Eukaryota, Metazoa, Arthropoda, Insecta, Lepidoptera, Tortricidae. The transcript has 2 exons.
UUAAUUUUUAAAGUUACGUUUAAAUCAAAAUGGCUGACACAUUAAAAGAGUUAGUUAAGAAACGUGGCAGUCUUAAGGCUAAAUUAACUCUCUUUAAUACUUAUAUUAACGUGGCUAAAUCGUGUGAAAGAUUAAGUGAGUUACAAAUAACGGAGUUGCAGUGUCGUUUAGAUAAAAUAGAAUCGGUAUAUCCAGAGUUUGACGCUUUGCAGAUGGAGAUCGAAGCGUUAUCUGAGAAGCCCGAGGAGGCGUACGCGGAGCGGGAGCAGUUUGAAAGCCAUUUCUUUGUGUUGGUCUCGACUGCUCGACUUCUUUUGAGUCCGACGGUGCAGGCGAGCGGCGACCGGGCCGGCUCCGGCUGCGGAGCGGCUUCCACGUCAUGCUGCGCCGGCGCCGGCCGGCAGGACUUCGUUCGUCUGCCCAAGAUCGACCUGCCUCACUUCGAUGGGAACUAUCAGCAUUGGCUCGGAUUUAGAGAUACGUAUAUUUCCCUUAUUCAUAAUAAUCCCUCAAUAAACGACAUUAGCAAAUUUCACUAUCUUCGUGCAUCUUUAAAAGGCAGUGCCGCCCUUGUUAUUCAAAGUCUUGAUUUUAGCAGUGAUAAUUAUCAUAAAGCAUGGCAAUUAGUGUCGGAGCGGUUUGAUAACCCGCGCCUCUUAAUAAAUAAUCAUAUCCAGGCCCUGUUUAACCUUGAACCUAUGCAACGUGAGUCGAGCUGUUUGUUACGUGGCAUGGUGGACGUGACAAACAAAAAUUUGCGUGCGCUCAGUACUUUAGGAGAACCUACCGAUCAUUGGGACACGUUAGUUAUUUAUAUAAUGUCUAAGAAGUUAGAUGCAGUAACUAAGCGUGAAUGGGAAGAGCAUAGGAACCUGUUAACAGGUUCGCCGACGUUGCAGCAAUACAUUACAUUUUUAAAUAACAGGGCCGACUUAUUAGAGUCUCUUGGCAGUGAUAACUUUAAUAAAGUUAGUGACAAUUGUGACAAAACAUCGAAACAUAAAUUGCAGUCUCAUUACGAGCCGCAAAAAAUACAUACUUAUCUUACAACUACAACUACUAACAAGUCUUAUCGCAAACCUAUUGUUUGCCCUUAUUGUUCACAGGAUCAUUUCUUAUUUACCUGUGAAUCUUUUCGCAAAUUAGAUGUUGAUAGUAGAAUAAAUAAAGUGAACGGUUACGCAGUAUGUAAAAACUGUCUUCGGCCGGGACACUUAGAAAAACAAUGUGUAUUAUCUCAUUGCAAAUACUGUAAACAUAAACAUAAUACUCUUUUACAUAAGGACAUUGAAAAAGAGCCUUCUAGCAGUGACGUUCCGAUGCCAGCAGUUCAUUUUAGCGGCCACCUACAAACUAAACUGUUCAACCCUACUGAGACUUCCGGACUACUGUCCACAGCGUUGGUGCACGUGAGUGACGCGAAUGGGGUGCUGCAUGAGGCGCGUCUGCUCCUGGACAACGGUGCUUCCCCCAACUUUGUGACGCGUGAUCUGUGCGGGCAGCUCGGCCUAGCGACACACUGCGCUGGAGCUACGAUCACAGUCAAGGCAUUUGGAACUUGUCACAAGUCUUCAGGCAGAGUCGUUUCUUACUGCUCUCCACCACUUCAUGAGUCGUCGUGGAAAGCCUCAAACUCUGUGUUGUGUCAACCAUACUUCGUUUGUUAGGACAUCAAACGAACUCCGUAACCUUUUAAUUUUUAAUUUAACACAAUAAGCUAAGCUGCAGUCUGGUAUGGCAGCAAAUUCUACCUAUCUCAAAAUUAGCCUCAUUUUUUACAUACCUACUCUUUAGCGGAUCUUAGAAAACAGUUAUCUUAAACACAUUUUAUACCUACACUCAAUAUACCUUUUAGAAUUAAAUUGUUGCCUGAUUCAGAUAGUAGCUAUUUCGAAUUCUAGGCCCCUUACACCCUUACCUUCUGAUUCAUUUGAUCUUACCUAAUACAUACCUAUCACUUUUAAUUUCCUUAUUGGACGUUCUCUUCUGUCAGUCUUACAAAAAGUCGGACUGAAGAAAACAUCUCAAGGCCUAAAAGUUUCCGGGGAGUACUGGAACCGCCUUUCUAAUGAGUAUGUUACUCUCCUCCAGCAGAAGACGCAGUGGCACACCGCGCACUUCCGCCUCUCCUGUGACUGCUGGGACGCGUCACGAAGCUGCACCUGGGCAUGGACAUCGUCACCAGAGUCGCCGACAUCCGUCCGAAGAAAAAAGACAUCCGUAUUCUUCUAUUACGUCGCUUGUCGUUUUACUUCCUUGCUUGUUAAUUUUCAACUUUAAUUUCCCUUUUAUCCUUGUUUAUCUUGAGUCUCUCACUCAAAGCCCGGGAGU